Penicillium argentinense is the source of this 2118-nucleotide messenger RNA. RefSeq lists its product as uncharacterized. NCBI's taxonomy places the organism in Eukaryota, Fungi, Ascomycota, Eurotiomycetes, Eurotiales, Aspergillaceae. The transcript has a single exon. The record is from RefSeq and is a predicted model, not a curated record. The coding region runs from base 1 to 2118 and encodes 705 amino acids.
AUGGACCAGGAGGAGGCCCCACCGCCUUAUUCGGCCGUCGACCCGUUGCUUGCGCCGGCCGCCAACAGGAAUAGCAACGCGGCGCAGACUGCGGUUCCAUUGCGCGCAAAUGUCUCAGUGUCACCGGAGGCAGGCAGCUCGUCCUCGGCAGCCUCGCCUGUCGUCCCAACCCAUUUCACAUCCGCCGCGACCUACUUCGAGCAACGACCUCCCACAGUGGUGGACGAGAGCCGAGCAUUGCUGCACCAUCAUAUGACAAUAUACCCCCGCAGCCAAGCGAAGGAUUUCCCCCGGCGACCCCGCUGCUGGGCAAUGCGGAUGAAUGAGAUUGCGCAGCAGGAUUGGGAUACCUUCUUGAAAUAUCUCUUCCCACCGCAAUUGGGCUUGGCUGCUGCCUCGCAACAUCUGCCAAGACAGCUGCGAGCGGAGAUCCAGCGCGAUCGCAAGGAUCGUCCACAGGAGACCGAUGAGCAGCGUCGUGCUCGUAUUGCUGCCGUGGUGGACGAAUGGAAUCAGUGCUUCUUUGAAUUGCGCGGAACUCGCAUCAUCUCGGUAUACGUGGGCGAGCCUGAUGCUGCGCCUACAUCGGCUCUAUGCCCUCGCUGCUAUCCGGCUGCAACGAAGGCUACCUCAGGCACUGGUAGCAUAGCUUCUCCAGAUCCCAGAGCACAGAAUGCGCCAGAGCCGGUGGCGGGACAGCCUGCUCCGUCCCUGACCUCUUGGCCCAUACCUCCGAUGCCUAUGAUGCCCCAUGGCCCUCCAUCGCCGUUCGGUGUUCCAUUCGGGGCCCCCCAAUUCCCCAGACCGGGUGCAUCUCCUACUCAUCAGCCGCCUCAGUACUAUCCGCAACCUCCGCCAGGUACAACACCGUGGGGACCCUGGAACAAUUGGUCAUAUGCCCAGCCGCAGUAUACCAACACUGGUAGCGGAAAAAGUGGUACAUUCGGGUGGAUCUCAGAUCUUGCUUCCAAGGCCCAAAAAUACGGCGACCGGUUUGCCGAACAAGCAGAGCAGUAUGGCAACCAACUCAGCUCGCAUGCUAUGCACUAUGGCCGGCAGUUUGAAGAACAGGCCCUCGCGCAUGGCCGCUGGCUGGAAGAACAGGCCAGACUGCACGGGAGAAAGCAGCCUGCAUACCAAGGGUAUCCGCCGGCGAUAUACGCCAAUCCAAAUCCAUACCCUGGCUGGAGUCCUAGCCCUACCAGCGGUCCAGGGUCAACUCCAGCCACGCCAACCAGCAAUCUAACACCGACGAGCCAGCCAACGGCCCCGCCCACUACACAGCCCAAUCUCCGAAAUAAAGACGACGAUAAAUCUUCCAUUGAACAGUCACGACGUGCAUCCAUCACCUCCACAUCUUCCGAGUCUUCCCUCAGCUCCAUCGACACCAUCUCCACAACAUCUGACCUCAGCGCCUCCGACCUCGCCAACGUACGCACACAACUUCAAGAUCUUGACGAUCGCCAUGACCGUAUAUUAUACGAUGCAGCCGUCGACCUCCGUCGCCAGCUCCAGAUAUUGCAAGAAUCCCGGCGCGAGGCCCGCGCCUCUGGCCGUCGAAACUGGCUCCCAGGAACCCGUCCUCAGCAGUCCCAACCCACAGACAGCAAUGACUGGGGCCGAUGGGAAUCGCCAGAACAACAGCAGCGGGCCUCGAUCGACCGUCGAGCCAUGAAGGAAGAAAUGCGCGCUACACGCAAAGCAUUCCGAGACGUUGUCCGACGUGCGCGGGAUGAGCAGCGUGCGCGACGGCGCGUGAAGCGAAACCGCCGCCGCCAUGGCCCUCAAACCGAUGACAAGGCCAAAGAGCAAUUGGCGCUGGACGGGAGCAUGAAGAACCUCGCAUUGAAUCACUCCACCCCUGCCAUCGCGCAUACGCAGACAAUGCCUGUUGCCCAGCCGCAGCCACAGCGGGUACCCAUGCGGUCUGAGACGAGCUCGGAGUUCAGCGGGAGGAGUAAUAUGAAUACCCCUUCUUCUGUCUCCCAGGCGAGCGUCCAUGAACUUCCUGCCGAUAGCUCUGAUAAAAAGCCUAAAUCGGGCCGGAUUAAAGAUAUGUUGAAGCCGCGGUCUAAGAAGCGGGACGAGGACAAGUCGAAGAAGGACGGUGCUUCUUAA